Molecule: messenger RNA, 5594 nt
Organism: Brienomyrus brachyistius
Lineage: Eukaryota; Metazoa; Chordata; Actinopteri; Osteoglossiformes; Mormyridae
Gene: cldnk
Product: claudin k
Exons: 4
Coding region: 4686-5339 (217 amino acids)
Biological process (GO): bicellular tight junction assembly; cell adhesion
Cellular component (GO): plasma membrane; bicellular tight junction
Molecular function (GO): structural molecule activity; GTP binding
Source: RefSeq, a predicted model, not a curated record
UGGGUUCGAUUAUCUCUCUCCGAGUCGGACCGUGGAUAAAAACGUCACUUCCCGUCGUAAACACGCCUCUUUCAAGACGUUUACGUCGGAUAUCGACCGUAGGAUCAAAAUUUGCCUGAGACUCCCGGAACUUCGGCAUAUCUUAGCUUUCAUUUUCGCAUCGGCCAAUUUAGAAGUUCUCUUCGACAGCCUGAAAUUACACCUACAAAGAAACGAUUACCGAAAGUAUUCCACGUUAAAAUGCAUUAAAAUUGAAGACAGGUCAUUUUUUUCGACAAGUUUAAUCAGUUCCUACGUUUAGCAGGGGAAGGUUUCCUACGUUCCCAAACUUCAUAGAAUCGGCAAAUGGCGUCAGUUGAAAUCGAUGUGACACGAAGACGGAGAAGACGGAGUAUGGACGCACCUUUAACAAUGUCUGCGGAGUUGAGGAUUGUGCUGUUUGGCAGCAGAAGUCCCUUACAGUUCAUCGUCUCAAACUGUAUCCUGGGACGACAGGUGUUCAUGCCAGCUGAAUGCAUCCUUUCACAGAGUUUGAAGAAUCUUGGGGAGACAGACGGCAGAAGAGUAUCAGUGAUCAACACACCAAACUUCUUUGAGAAGGACCGUACACAGCAACAUAUCAAGAAGGAGCUGAAGAGAUGCGUGUGUCUGUCUUGCCCGGGACCCCAUGCUGUCCUUUUAACCCUGGACUUGGAGGACAUCUCAGCAUCUGAUGUCCGUACUGUGGAAGAACUUACCAAGUACUUUGGGGACAAUAUCUUAAAGCACACAAUUCUUCUUCUGUGCCAUGAGGGUAAGGAGGAAAAUCCAAACUUGGAGGAUAGACUGCGGAAAGAUAGAAACCUCAGCGAGAUUAUGGACAAGUGUGGACAUCAGUAUCAUUUGUUUAACAAGGAUUCGAUGGGAGCUAAACCUUUGCUGAAGAGCAUUGAGAGUUUGGCUGAAAAUGGAGACAGAUUCUUCACUAAUUACAAAUAUGAGGAGAUAGAAGGUAGCAUUAGAAAAGAGCAAUCAGUUAUUGAGAAGGAAAGAGGGAAAGAAAUGAGUAAAAGGCUUCGUGAGCUAGACUGUUUGUACCAGGGAGAGGAGCUGGAGAGGAAGAGAGACCUACAUCUGAAAAGUGUCAGGGCUGCCGUUAGAGAAAAGGCUGAAAUUGUCGUUCUGGAUCGACUCGGAUUUGCUGCUCAGGCUAUGAAUUAUGCAGCAGCCGUGGGUAAAGGCAUAGCUGUAGGGGUACUUGGAGGGGCAGUACUGGGGCUGAUGGUAAUUGUUGGGGGAGCAAUAAUAGGGGCAGUGCUGGGGGCAGUGGUAGGGUGGAAAUUAUGGAGACGUUAGAGGUGCUGCUACUGACAUUGCAGAAGAUUGAAAGCGGUGCUGUAUUAUACUGUUUCUUUUUAAAAAAAAUUGUGAAGAAUUAGUUGAGUCACUGGUAAGCUAGAUCGAAAAUAAACUAGAAUUAAUGCAUCACCAAAGUAGACUUAAAAAACAUGGAGACAUGAAAGAAAAGUUUUGGAUAACUGGGUGACAAGGUAGGGAUUGGCACCGUGCUACUGUGUAGUUCUAUAAAUAAGUAAAGAGUUUAUGGGAAUUAACUAAGUAACUGUUUUACAUGGUAAUGUAUUAUUGUAAGAUGGUUUAGGGCUCUUUAUGCUUGAAAACCACAUUGUACAUUGUGAGUUAGUGAAUUUUUUUUACUGAACUAGCUAGGGCUGCAGCGAUUCAUUGAGUAACUCAAAUAACACAAUUACAAAAAAAAUCUUUGAUGCAAAGUCCCUGUCAUGGUGCACUGUUGAGUGGACAUGAGUGGAGGAUUAAUCCGCUGUUGUGGCUUAACCCCUGAGUUAGCUUCUCACAGAGAAGCUGGCUGAGAGGGAAGGCAAGGAAAAUUGGUUAUUUUGGAUAAUUGUGUUUUAAUGAAUCGACAUACAGAUGCAUAAAUAAGAUGGUAUUGUAAUUUGCAGUAUUCGUUUUGUUUUAUUGACAGUUAUUAGCUUAAAAUUGUGAUUAAAUGCACUUUCAGUGCUUACCAGGCUUCUGUUUUUAGAGCCUUUGGCCUAAUGGUUGUAAAUUUACAUGAGUGUACAUGAGCUACUCGCCAGUGACAGUGUAAAGAUCGAAGGUGUUAAAAAUAUAUAAUCAUUUGACAUCCUUGUGUAUAAUACAAUGUCCUGUCUUUGCAUAUUGCCAUCUGUUCAUCUGGUCUUUUUGAAAGCAUUGAAAUUCAUCUUGUACUACUUGUAUAACUAGCAUUUUGUUAGUUGUACAAUCUGUACAUGACAAAUGUGAGCUCGGACUGCAGCUACAUCGCGUCGGCUGUGUCUGUCUCCCUCAUUCUGUGUGUUGUAUUGGCUCGCUGUUAGCUCUGCAUCUGGGUCUGCUGCCCCAGAGCUGUUCACAGGCAAGAUUAACUAAGUUAUUGAAGAAACAAAAUACUAAAUGUACUUCCUUUGUUAAAUUGGGGAUUUAAUUGAUACUUCAUUGGUCCCCUGUAGGGAAAUUAUCUUUACGCCUCCCUCAACUUGCUCUUUGUGGAGUAAGUUGACCGUGAAGGGAGCCUGGGGUUAAGGGUCCUUCUAACAGAGACCUUCUGAUUACAAGGACACAGGCUUAGCCCACUGAGCCACACGCUGCCCCCUUGAAUUAAUGCUGGGUGCAGAUAAUCAUGAACAGUGUGAAGGUUUCUUUGUUUUUAACCGAUACACAGACCUAAUAUUUUAAUAUGUGGGCCAAUGACAUGAUGAAACUUUGUUUUGUGUUCAUAUGGUUUAGUUAAAUUUAAAGGCAUUAAUUUUCAAAUUUUAACUCUCCUUCAGCUCUUGACUGAAUAUUUUAAAAACGUAAGCGAUUUUACAGUUGUUUUUAGGAACUGACAUGUCGUCAUGAACUUUGUGUCAUCAGGCAACAUGCCUCACUGCUCGACCAAGAAAGACCUCAGUUUAUUUCUGCUUCUCCGCUUUCUUGCUGCUACUGGAUAGUUUGCUCUGCCACAUCCCAGAAUGCAAAGCAGACCUGGCUAAUGGAGCCAUUUAGCUGAAGCUCAGGCCACCUGGAAGUUGGGUCGGAUUGAGGUCAGAUCACCUUCACGCCGAAAACAAACCGCUCCAGAGUUUGGGAUCGGACCAAGACCAUCUCCUUUUAAGGGUCUAAGUAUGGUUCUUUUGGUCCACACCCAAGUGUAAUUACUGUAUUCACACCUGUUCAAACAAAUUGCACCAAGGGGGAAAUCAAACCAGAGUCUGUUCUAACUGGACUAAAAAGUGCUGGUGUGAAGACACCCGAAAACACAAUGCAGGCGGCUUGCUGUAGCCUAAAUCUGACUAUCUAAAUUAUCAAUGAAUACUUCAGUACAUUGUGAGCCUGUGUGCUUGCCAUGGUUGCCCACUGGGUGGCACUGUUGACUCAUCCCUCGAAGGUUUGAGGUUCAGAAUAAGUGUUGAGUUUGCAUGGUCUGUCGGUGUUGGGUGGGUUUCCUCUGGGGACUCCGCUUUCCCCCUGCAGUCCAACAAAGGUGUCCGUAGUUACCCAUAGCAAGGGGUAGACUGGGAUUAAACAUUGGUCCUGGACUACAAUAAGUUUUGCUGGCCCACCAGUAAAAUGCCCGCUAUGCCAGACAGCCAGUCCAGUACAGCACUUCCCAUAGCAUGUGAGUGUGUUUGUGUGUGUGUUAUUUCUCAGUUAUAGACUGGCAUCCUAUCUAGGGUGCACACCAGCCCUGUCCUGUCCUCCUCCAUAACCCUGACCUGCAUAACCAGGUGGUAGAUGAAUAGAUGUGAUCUUGUACUGGACAAGCUAAAUGGAAGAUGGAUAGAAAUUCCAAAAUAUAUUGCAGUCUCUUAAUGCAUCUUAAAAUCUCCAUUGGAUGCUCCGAGAAGCCUUUUCGUCGUUGAAAGACUCGUGUUGUCCGGUUCAUGAGAGGUUUUUGUCUUUCACUGAGCAUGCCUAACAGAUGAUGGCCAACUUCACCUGUACUCUAAGGCUGGAAUCUCACCUUCAGAGAGGUGGUUCACUAAGAUGCUGACUGGUGGGUUUUGCAAAGGGUGGGGAACGAGAGACCCAGAGAAGGGGAAGACUGGGAGCUGGAGGAAAUAGAGGAGGUGUUGGAAGAGCAUGCAGGGAACGUUAAGCAGCCCCAGAAAAAGUCAGGGAUGGGCAAGGAGAGGCUUCAAAAAAGCCCUUCGCAGAACAAAGACGGGAUCAAAAGCACACUGACUGGGGCUAGCAGAGGGACGGGUGCUGGAGCUGUAUGUGGGGUGGGGGUAUGUAGAUGACGAGGGUGACGAGGACAGAACAGCGGGGCAUUGUGAGUGAAUGCCAGGCACUGGUGUCCGCGCUUGGGCAUGCACACACGCUCCGACAGCAGCUCGCCGUAGCGCCACACUGGGACCCAUUCUUAGCGGAACUUUCCCUGGCCAACAUCAGCACAAGGUUCUUAGGCACCUGACGACUCGUGGGAAGCCGCCCCCCAGGCUGUCUUUGGAGAGACUCCCCAGGAGUUGUGGACGACGUACCAGAAGCUCCUUGCAGGUGUGAGCGGUAAGGACGAGGAGAAAGCAGAGGAUCUUGGGAGCCAAAAUCACUAUUGUGCAAAUUCUACUGCUGUCCUUCCUGGGCUGCCCACCUGCCCACGAGUGAGAGAGAGCGUGAGAUAGAGGUGGUGAGACCCACGACCAGAACCGCUCGACCCAAUGGCGUCCACGGGCCUGCAGCUGCUCGGCCUCAUCAUGUCCCUGCUGGGCUGGGUGGGCGGAGCCCUGGCCUGCAUUACCCCCCUGUGGCGGGUCACGGCCUUCAUCGGCAACAACAUCGUGGUGGCGCAGAUCAUCUGGGAGGGCCUGUGGAUGACGUGCAUCAUGCAGAGCACGGGCCAGAUCCAGUGCAAGGUGUACGACAGCAUGCUGGCGCUGCCCAGUGACAUGCAGGCGGCCCGCGGUCUCACCGUGCUCUCCAUCAUGCUGUGCGGCGUGGCGCUCGGCAUGGCCGUCCUGGGAGUCAAGUGCACCAAGUGCCUGGGCCGGCAGCACACCAAAGCCCGUAUUAGCCGCGUCUCCGGCGCCCUCUUCGGCCUGGCGGGUUUCCUCUACCUGGUCCCGGUCUGCUGGACGGCACACUCCAUCAUCCGCGACUUCUAUGACCAGCACGUGGCGGCUCCCCACAAGCGCGAGCUGGGCCCUUCCCUCUAUCUCGGCUGGGGGGCUUCGGGGCUCCUGUUGAUCGGCGGGGCCCUGCUUUACAGCGGCUCCAGCCCGCCGGGGGUGCCGUCCUCGCCCACGUUCAGCAGCGAAGAUGAGUCCUCUCGCAGGCCAGCAGGGGGCGCCACCCAGGUUAAGGGGUACGUCUAAAUGACGCUGGAAGAGCUCAUCAGACUCCGCUGGCACCUGGGACCCGGAAUCCACUUCCUGUUUGCUCACCCUACUCUCUUCCUCUUCCUCUUAAUACCCAUUUUACUUUUACUGUGUGGUAUUAGCUGUGGUUGAAGUGUGGAUGUGGAAAAAAGAAAUGUGAAAUCAUUUUGUUGCUCCACCUCUCGUUUCAUAACCCCUGUGUGUGUUCGUGUCUGUAUAAAACAAUAAAGUCUUCCAUCUUCACAUCUUUUA